This is a messenger RNA of Thamnophis sirtalis, 1436 nucleotides long. Lineage: Eukaryota; Metazoa; Chordata; Lepidosauria; Squamata; Natricidae. The record is from RefSeq and is a predicted model, not a curated record.
CGGCUACUCACCUGAGCGCGCAGUGGCGGCAGCGGGAGGAGGAGCCGCCGCCGCCGCCGCCGUGAUCCCGGCCCAGGGGGCGGCGGCGAGGGCAGCCGACCCAGAAGCCAUGGCAGGGACUCCGGGAGUCUAAGAGGGGUCGCCUUCGCCUCGCUAAAGAGCUCCAGCGGAGAAGCCGACCCGCAGAGGCCUGCCAGCCCGGAGCGUAAAAGGCGGGCGGAGAGCGUGGCCAGGCCAGUAGGCGGUCGUGGGGCCGGCCCUCUCCAGUCUUGGCCCGGGCCGGCUUUGCAGGGCGGCGCAACCGCACGCGCAAGAUGUCCACCCGCACGCCGCUGCCCACCGUCAACGAGCGGGAUACGGAGAACCACACUUCUGCUGAUGGAUAUUCUGAAUCUCAUAUCCAACCCACAAAAUCAAGUAGUCGACAGAAUAUACCACGUUGCAGAAACUCAAUUACCUCUGUAAAUGAAGAGCAUCCUCACAUUGGGAACUAUCGCUUAUUAAAAACAAUAGGAAAAGGAAAUUUUGCUAAAGUGAAGCUGGCUAGACAUGUUCUUACAGGUAGAGAGGUUGCUGUCAAAAUUAUAGACAAAACCCAAUUAAAUCCUACCAGUUUACAAAAGCUGUUUCGAGAAGUACGAAUAAUGAAAAUACUGAAUCAUCCGAAUAUAGUUAAACUAUUUGAAGUUAUUGAAACAGAGAAAACAUUAUAUUUAAUAAUGGAAUAUGCUAGUGGAGGAGAAGUAUUUGACUACUUGGUUGCACAUGGAAGAAUGAAAGAGAAAGAGGCCCGUGCAAAAUUUAGGCAGAUUGUGUCUGCUGUGCAGUACUGUCAUCAAAAGUGCAUUGUUCAUCGUGAUCUCAAGGCAGAAAACCUUCUUCUUGAUGGAGACAUGAACAUUAAAAUUGCAGAUUUUGGUUUUAGCAAUGAAUUUACUAUAGGCAACAAACUGGACACUUUUUGUGGAAGUCCUCCAUAUGCUGCCCCAGAACUCUUUCAGGGAAAGAAAUAUGAUGGUCCAGAAGUAGAUGUUUGGAGUCUUGGAGUCAUUCUUUACACUCUUGUCAGUGGAUCAUUGCCUUUUGAUGGUCAGAACUUAAAGGAAUUGCGAGAACGAGUAUUGCGUGGAAAGUAUCGCAUACCAUUCUAUAUGUCCACAGACUGUGAAAAUCUACUGAAAAAACUACUUGUGUUGAAUCCAAUUAAGAGAGGAAGCUUAGAACAAAUUAUGAAGGACCGGUGGAUGAAUGUUGGUCAUGAAGAAGAAGAAUUAAAGCCAUACACUGAACCUGAACCAGAUUUUAAUGACACUAAACGAAUAGAUUUAAUGGUCACUAUGGGUUUUGCAAGAGAUGAAAUUCAUGACUCCUUAAUAAACCAAAAAUAUGAUGAAGUAAUGGCUACAUAUUUGCUUCUAGGGAGAAAACCACCUGAG